Messenger RNA from Amoebophrya sp. A25, 1086 nucleotides. Lineage: Eukaryota; Dinophyceae; Syndiniales; Amoebophryaceae. The record is from the annotation of a GenBank genome assembly.
CUGAUUGAUGGUUGUAGCUUGGUUUUCUUUUAUACAGCCCAAAUCUUUCCUGUGAGUGUGAAUUGAUUGACAUUGAGAGUGCUCGGAUUCCGUUCAUACAUCAACGUCGUACAGAUGGAAAUACACUUAGCUAAGAAUGUUGGAACCUCCUUUGGCAGAAAUGUCGGCAGAGAGUAAUCAAGACCGAGUAGAAGCCAGCGAUCUUCCCAGCACGCAGGUUCGCCUGUGUGUCCGCAAUGGCCUUUCUGGGGAGGAGCUGGCAUUAGAGAAAUCAGUGUGGGAUAUGCGAGCGACUACAUUGAAAGACGUUCGCGAGGCGAUAGCUAGCGCGAUCCGAGCUGCGCGAUCAGAGAGGUGCUCGAGGGCUAAUGAAACUGGCGGUCUCGAGGGUUCUAGAGCAGGAGGUGAAGACUUUCGCUGCUUUUGGGAACAAAUUGUAUUGAUGAGCGUCGACGACGAACGAAACACUGCAGAGGGUGAGGAGACGUUUCUCAUCGAUCAGCUUGAAGGCAAUAUUGCUAAACGAGAUCAGGCUGAAAACGAUCCGGAUGAUGUGGAGCAAGAUCUUCAGGUUGAAAACGACAAGAGCGUUGUGGAAAUGGAACAAAGAGGGCAAAAUCAUGACCAGCUAGAAGAUCCAGAUGAACGUACUAGAAGAGGACACGAACCGGAACCAAAUGAUGAAGGUGAGCCUGUAGCUACACUAAAUGAGGAUGAAACGCUAGAAGGUGAAGAACGUCGUGAAGGUCAAGAUGAUGAUGAACGCGGCGAAGAGCGGAAAGGCAAACAUCAUGGGCGCGGAGCUAAAGAAGGCGAAAGAGAAGGCGAACACGAACAAGGGUCGACCCAGACUCGGUUGCGGAUCGUUGUUAUCGAGUACUACUUCCGGGAAAAGUGGAAGGCUUUUGAGUCUCGAAAAGAAUUGGCUGAAGCUUUAGCCGCCUACCUACAAUUUUGGAAGGAUUGCAAUUGCAAACGGAUAGAUUCUGACUGUAUUGAUCGUUAUCGAGAUCGAUGGGAAAAGCAUAUUGGACCGGGAACAAAAUUGGCAAAGUAUGGCCCCCUUCGCAUCUGGGACUUGUCCAA